CUCCCCAGGCGCAGAUGGUUCCUUCCAGCUGGACUGAAGCGAUGCUGAUGAUGUCAGAGCGCGGAGUGAGGCUGAGCUCCGCGCGAGCUGAGAUGAUGGCGAGCGCGCUCACAGCAUUCCAGUCUCUAUAAUACAAAGCGUUCAACAGCGCAUCAUCAUAACGAUGGACGGCAAUGUCUUCCCCGACCAAGAACAGCUGCUGGUAUUCCUGAAAAAGCUCAAAGAAGUGUUCGACGUGUGCGACGAGGACGCAGACGGAUAUAUUCGGGUUGAGCACUUCGUGGACCUCGGUCUACAGUUCGGCCAAGGAGAUGAAGUAAAGAAGUUUGCCAAGUAUCUGGAUCCCAAUGCUCAUGGCAGAAUUAACUUCAAAGAUUUCUGUCAUGGAGUGUUUGCAAUCAAAGGCUGUGAGGAGAUUCUGAAAACUGCACUUGGGACACCCAACAUUGGAGCACAGCCAUACCAGACGGACAAUGGCUACUACUAUCAGCACGGGGAGGGGAGUCUGGGACCCCCGAUCAUUGUGUGCACGCGGCCGUACCCAGAGUGCCAGCUGUAUUCGGAUGAGGAAGGAAUGGGUGGACGGGAUGCGCAGGAGUCAGACAUGGACAGUGCUGCUGACAGCGGAGCAGGAUCUGAAUCUUCUGAAGGAGGACGUCAUGAGGAUAAAGAGGAAGGACUGGGUGGACUCUAUCUACAUGGAAACAACUGUGGUCAGAUGGUCUCGUCAGCAGCGGCCUCAGUAAUCUCAGUGGAGGAGCAGUUUGAGGACUAUGGAGAGGGAGAGGAUGUGGACUUCACUCCCAGCAGCCCCAUCCCUGAUGAUGACACACGUACUAAUGGUUUCUCUGACCUGGGCUCCUCUCUGCCCUCCAGUGCUGGUCAGACCCCUCAGAAGAUCAGACACCUGUACAACAGUGAGCUUCUGGAUGUUUACUGCUCUCAGUGCUGCAAGAAAGUCAACCUGCUCAAUGACCUAGAGGCCAGACUCAAAAACCUCAAAGCUAACAGCCCAAACAGGAAAAUUUCCAGUACAGCAUUUGGUCGUCAGCUCUUCCACCACAGUAACUUCAGCAGCAGUCAGGGCAGCACAGAGGAUCUCUUCAGAGACAGCAUCGACUCCUGUGAUAUUGACAUCACUGAAAAGGUGAGUUAUUUGGAAAAGAAGAUCACAGAGCUUGAGAACGACAGCCUGGCUAAUGGAGAUCUGAAAUCCAAACUUAAACAGGAAAACACACAACUAGUUCACAGGGUACAUGAGCUGGAGGAGCAGAUCAAAGAUCAGGAAACUCGUGCAGAGCAAUGUCUAGAGGAGGAGCUGAAGAGACACAGAGAGGCCUACAGUAAGAUGGAGAGAGACAAGAGCACUGAGAUUGAACUGCUUAGUAACAGGGUCCAGCAGCUAGAAGAGGAGAACGCAGAGAUGAAAGUGAACGUGUGCAGACUCAAGUCUCAGACUGAGAAACUAGACCAGGAGAAGCAGCGUAUGACAGAUAAACUGGAAGACACAAGCCUGCGUUUGAAGGAUGAGAUGGAUUUGUACAGGAAAAUGAUGGAUAAGCUUUGGCAGAACAGACACGAGUUUCAGAAGGAGCGAGAGGCCAUGCAAGAGCUGAUUGAAGACCUGCGGCGUGAACUGGAGCACCUGCAACUCUUUAAACUGGAGACUGAGAAGCCCGGCCGUGGCCGUAGUGCUGCAGGACUGUCGGAGUACAAUGCCAAGACUCGAGAGAUUGAACUGGAGCACGAAGUAAAGCGGCUUAAGCAGGAGAACCAUAAACUCAGAGACCAGAACGAUGAUCUCAAUGGACAGAUUCUCAGCCUCAGCCUAUAUGAGGCCAAAAACCUGUUCGCUUGUCACACCAAGGCCCAGUCACUGGCAGCAGAGAUAGACAACGCCUCCAGAGACGAGCUGGUUGAAGCAUUGAAAGAACAAGAGGAGAUCAACUUCCGUUUAAGGCAGUACAUGGACAAGAUCAUCUUGGCUAUCCUCGAUCACAACCCCUCCAUUUUAGAAAUCAAGCAUUAGGCUUCUGAGCUGAGAGCAGAUAGAGGACUCAAACUUGGUAGAGAGCUCCCCCUUCAGGCCGGGGGUUUGAAAUGUAUCCCCUUAAACCAAGUCAUAAUGUAUUUACAGAGCAAAUUGCUGUAAAAAUGAUCGUGUCUCUCAUGUGCCCUGCCUCACGCACACACGGGUUACAGUUUCCAUUUCCAUGCUAUGAGUUUAGGCUGUAGAAAUGACACAGACAAGUGAUGAAACUGGAAUAUAGAGUAGAAGUGUACUUUUCACUCUCAGUUAUAUAUACACACUACCUCUGAGUAUGUACAACUCAGUGUUGUAUUCUACACAUGAACAAAACAAGUAGAAUUAUGAUAAAUAUCACAUGAUCACACCAUAUAGGAGAGCUAUACGUGCACCCUAUGGCAUGUGGGGUUUAUUAUUACUAUUAUUAUUAUUAUUAUUUGAACAUUUUAAUCAGCCCUAUAGACCUUCUCUAUAAAGUACUGUUUGCCUGUAUGAAGUUUUAACAAUCCAGCGCUGAAUCAAUGGACAGAGCAAUAGAAAGACAUGACUGUAUAAUAACUAUAAUCAGCAGAUAAGGGAACUUCCUUUGAAUGUUCUCUGCCAACAUACAUUGUGGUCUGCUGUGAAAAUAAUAAAAUCAUGUCAGCCCAUCCUAGGAUAAAAUACACUACUGUUAAGUGCACAAAUGCUUACAGUUGUCAUACCGAUGGGCUGAAAUAAUCAUACAGCUUGUAACGGGACUGUGCUGACCAUCCUUUGACUGAGGGGUCACAUGUAAUACAGAAGCACAAGCGAACGGUGUGAGUACAAGCGACACAGUUGUACAAUAUAGUAAAUACAUAUAGAAAGAAAAAUAUAUAGAAAAUGUGAAAAAGAAAGGUUUAUUUUUCUUAGAAGUCUGUUUGAAUGAAAUGGUCCAUUGAAGUUUCAAGGAAGAGGUGGAUGUAGUACAUAAUGAGUGAGAAGUAAAUGAUUAUGAUAUAAUAAAAUUUUAUGGUUUUACCAAGAAAACAAAAAAAGCCCCACAAAAUUCUGGCCAUAAUACAGUCUAGUUAAAACAUUAAUAUCAUGGUAAACGCCUAUUAGAACAAUGUAUGGUCUAAAUACAAAAUAUAUGCAAAUUCAAAUAUAUAUAUAUAUACACUACUGUUCAAAAGUUUGGGGUCAGUAACAUUUUUUUAACAAAAUCUAUUAAGCAAGGAUGCAUUAAAUUGAUGAAAAGUGACAGUAAAGACAUAUGUUACAAAAGUUUUCUAUUCCAAAUAAAUGCUGUUCCUUUGAACUUUCUAUUCAUCAGUCUGUUUUCAACAUUGAUAAUAACAAUAAAUGUUUCUUGAGCAUCAAAUCAUCAUAUUAUUAUGAUUUCUGAAGGAUCAUGUGACACUGAAGACUGGAGUAAUGAUGCUGAAAAUUCAGCUUAGAGAACAUUGAAAUAAUAUUUCACAACAUAACUGUUUUUAUUGUAUUUUGGAUCAAAGAAAUGGUGAGCAUAUAACACUCUUCUUUCAAAAACAUUAAAAAAAAAUGUACUGACCCCAUUAUUUUACCUUUUUGUCUUGGUCACAUGAUAUUAAACAUCUUGAUAUUGUACAUGAGUGAAGCUGCACAUUUAAUAAAAGUGCUUGAACUGUACAUCUCAUGAAUGUAUCACCAUGCCACUCACAGUAUUCUGUAUUCCCAUUUUCUGGAUUUAGCUAGUCAAAUACUAUGUGAAUCUCAGUAUUUUAAAGGAGCCAAUACUGCUACAUGCUCGAUUGUCACAAACUAGUUUUGCUUUGUUGCACAAAUUGUACUAAAUCUGUUUCUUUGCAUGGUCUUAAUCUCUUUCUGUUUGUGCCCUUUAUUUGGAAUGUAACGAUUAAUGUUUCGGUUGUUUCAGUAACUAUUAAUCUGAUCAGUUAUAGAGGAGCUUUUAUAUCUUUCUGUUCUACUUGUUCUGUAGCAUUUUUCACUCAUUGUAAAUGUUGUACAGAGACUAGUUAAUAUUUGUAUUGAUGUGCCACUCAUUAACCUUAAUGAAUAAAGGAAAGGCUGUCUUUUAUACAGUUUUAUGAGAAAAUGGCAAGUUAGACGUGUGACCAAGUAAUGUGUAAAUCAUUUGUAACCGUUGCAAUGAAGUGACAUCACACCUUACUCAUCAGCGCUGAUGUCGCAGACAAGACUCGUUCUUCAUUAUCAAUCUAAAGAAAGGAAAUUUGAUUUCGAGCAGUCAGUGAUUGCAAUCUUCUGAAGAAACACCCAUAUAAUGUUUCAUAUCAUCUCUGUUUAACUCUUGAAUGAGCAAACCCUGACCCAUUCCCAGCAGCAGUGUCAUUUUUGCACAUUUUGAAGAGUUGUGCUGUGUCCGUGUCCACUGUUACAGGUUAGACGUAACACAGUUUGACAUUUUUUUUCUGUGGUUCAUGGUUUACACAACCUUUUUGUUGUUUACGCCUUUUUUGUUGUUAUAGAUUAAGAUUGACCUUUCUUUUGUCCAGUGUGUGGGUAUGUAACUAGAUUACUAGUACUCAUUUAUAUUUACACAAGUAGGAAAGGACAAAUGAAACAAGCUUUCAGAAAAUUAAAUAAUAGUUUAAAGGCCUCAAGAGUUAUGACAAAUUUGAAAUGUACAAUAAAUGACUUGUUUUGGCAUGA
Messenger RNA from Ctenopharyngodon idella (grass carp), 4660 nucleotides. It is a transcript of the gene rab11fip4a, whose product is annotated as RAB11 family interacting protein 4 (class II) a. Gene Ontology annotation, molecular function: calcium ion binding; DNA-binding transcription factor activity. The record is from RefSeq and is a predicted model, not a curated record. Lineage: Eukaryota; Metazoa; Chordata; Actinopteri; Cypriniformes; Xenocyprididae. Bases 164 to 2029 code for a protein of 621 amino acids. The transcript has 15 exons. Gene Ontology annotation, cellular component: midbody; cleavage furrow; endocytic vesicle. Gene Ontology annotation, biological process: endocytic recycling; regulation of cytokinesis; regulation of DNA-templated transcription.